AAGCUGAGCUUGGGGAUGUGGCUGCACCGUCCUGGGCUCCUCCUGGUGCCCAUGUAGUCUCAGCGUGCACCCUGGACAGGGGCAGAGGCCUCUGGACAGGGAGGGAGCUGGGAAGGGCUCUGGUGUGUGCCCUGUCCUGGUCCUGUCCUGUGGGUGCUGGCGGGGGCUAAGGCGCUUUGUGCCCAGGUAGGAGGCUGGUACAGUGGCCCCCGUGACUACCCGCUAAUCCCCUCGAGAGAGGCACCAGCGGCCCAGAGCAUGGACACAGGGCCUGUGCAGAGGGGACCCACCGGCAGGAUGCACUGGCUGCCAGCAGGCCAUGACAUCAACGGCGCCCUGGAGCCGUCCAACAUCGACACCAGCAUCCUGGAGGAGUACAUUGGCAAAGAGGACGCAUCCGAGCUCUGCUUCCCUGACAUCUCCGCUCCCGCCGGCUCGACUUCCUACCCCCACGGGCAGCCUGCCGUCCCUGGCUCCAGCGGGGGCCACCACCUGAGUCCUCCGGCUGGCGGACCCUCCCCAGGGCGCCACGGUCCCCUCCCACCCCCAGGCUAUGGCGCCCCGCUCAACUGUAACAACAACAACGGCCUGGGCGCUGCCCCCAAGCCCUUCCUGGGGGGCUCCGGGACCCCCAUCAAGGCGGAGCCCAAGGCCCCCUAUGCCCCAGGCGUGCUGCCCGACUCGCCCCCCGACUCGGGCUCUGAGGCCUACUCCCCCCAGCAGGUGAACGCCAGUGUCCCCGCCGGGGAUGCCGCCCGCCCGGCCGCCCGAGCCAUCAUGGACGCACCCUUCGGUGCUCUGGUGGCCGGAAGCAGCAGGUGGGCCUGGGAGCAGGGCGAGGCCGCUCUCCACUCCUUCCUCGCAGACCCCCGCCUGCUGCGGACGAUCACCCCAGAGACCCUGUGCCACGUGGGGGUCCCCUCCCGCCUGGAGCACCCACCCCCGCCCCACUACCCCGUGUUGCCGCGGGACCUGUAUCUGAAGCCCGAGCCCCUUGUCCCACCCUACACGGCCAUGGGCCAGGGGCUGCUGCCCGGCGAGCUCCACCACACCCCACAGCCGCAGAUGCUACACCAGCUGUUGCAGCACGGAGCAGAGCCCCCCCCGCACCCCUCCAAGAAGAGGAAGCACUCUGAGUCGCCCCCCAACACCCUCAGCGCCCAGAUGCUGAACGGCACGAUCAAGCAGGAGCCGGGCACUGUGACCGCGCUGCCCCUGCUCCCCGCCCGAGCCCCGUCGCCGUCCUGGCCCCCACAGGGCCCCCUGUCCCCGGGCCCCAGCUCCCUGCCCCUCAGCAUUGCCCGGGCACAGACCCCGCCUUGGCAUCCUCCUGGGGCGCCCUCCCCAGGUCUCCUGCAGGACAGCGACAGCCUCAGUGGCUCCUACCUGGACCCCAACUACCAGUCCAUCAAGUGGCAACCCCACCAGCAGAACAAGUGGGCCACUCUGUACGAUGCCAACUACAAGGAGCUGCCUAUGCUCACCUACCGCGUGGAUGCCGACAAGGGCUUCAACUUCUCCGUGGGUGACGAUGCCUUCGUGUGCCAGAAGAAGAACCACUUCCAGGUCACAGUGUAUAUCGGCAUGCUGGGCGAGCCCAAAUUCGUGAAGACGCCCGAGGGCCUCAAGCCGCUCGACUGCUUCCACCUGAAACUGCAUGGAGUGAAGCUGGAGGCCCUGAACCAGUCCAUCAACAUAGAGCAGUCGCAGUCUGACCGCAGCAAGCGGCCCUUCAACCCCGUCACGGUCAGUCUGCCGCCCGAGCAGGUCACCAAGGUGACCGUGGGGCGUCUGCACUUCAGCGAGACCACCGCCAACAACAUGCGCAAAAAGGGCAAGCCCAACCCCGACCAGAGGUACUUCAUGCUGGUGGUGGCGCUCCAGGCCCACGCGCAGAACCAGAGCUACACGCUGGCCGCGCAGAUCUCGGAGCGCAUCAUUGUGCGGGCUUCCAACCCAGGCCAGUUUGAGAGCGACAGCGACGUGCUGUGGCAGAGGGCGCAGGUGCCCGACACCGUCUUCCACCACGGCCGCGUGGGCAUCAACACCGACCGGCCGGACGAGGCGCUGGUGGUGCACGGCAACGUCAAGGUCAUGGGCUCACUGCUGCACCCCUCGGACCUGCGCGCCAAGGAACAUGUGCAGGAGGUGGACACCACAGAGCAGCUGAAGAGGAUCUCGCGCAUGCGGCUGGUGCACUACCGCUACAAGCCGGAGUUCGCCGCCAGCGCCGGGAUCGAGGCCGCGGCGCCCGAGACUGGUGUCAUUGCCCAGGAGGUGAAGGACAUCCUGCCCGAGGCCGUGAAGGACACGGGGGAUGUGGUCUUUGCCAAUGGGAAGACCGUAGAGAACUUCCUGGUGGUGAACAAGGAGCGCAUCUUCAUGGAGAAUGUGGGCGCCGUGAAGGAGCUGUGCAAGCUCACAGACAACCUGGAGACACGCAUCGAUGAGCUGGAGCGCUGGAGCCAGAAGCUGGCCAAGCUGCGGCGCCUCGACAGCCUCAAGUCCACCGGCAGCUCAGGCGCCCUCAGCCACAGCGGCAGCCAGUUCAGCCGGGCAGGCAGUGCCCCCCACAAGAAGAGGCCCCCUAAGGUGGCCAGCAAGUCAUCCUCAGUGGUCCCUGACCAGGCCUGUGUCAGCCAGCGCUUCCUGCAGGGAACCAUCAUUGCCCUGGUGGUGGUCAUGGCCUUCAGCGUGGUGUCCAUGUCCACCCUGUAUGUGCUGAGCCUGCGUGCCGAGGAGGACCUGGUGAGCACCAACGGCAGGUCCAGCCAGAGCUUUGGGACCACGAAGCUCCGCCAGUUGCCCAUGACCACUGGGGUAGCGGGCAUGCAGCCCUCCCUGCUGCUGGUGACCCCCAGCCCGAGCCCCGUGGCCCCGGUUCCAGCCGUCCGAGCUUUGGACCUGUGCUCCAGCCACCCCUGCCCUGUCAUCUGCUGCACCACCCCCAGCCCCAGGCCCAGCCCCAGCCCGGCCACCAGCCACUCAGGCCCCAGCCAGGUGGCCCCGCUGCCAGUCACUAACAUCAGAGCCAAGUCCUGGGGUAUCUCGGCCAAUGGCAUCAGCCACACCAGGCACCCUAAGGGCAUGGAGCCUGCAGCCAGCCCUGCUGUCCCUUUUCCUGGGGGGCCAGGCAAGGCCAAGAACAGCCCCAACCUCGGGCUCCGCGGCCGGGCCCGCCGAGGGGCACCCCCACUCAGCCCCUCUGGGACCCAGGGCCAGCCAGACCCAGUGCCCUCCCUGACCUCCAUCCAGGUGCUGGAGAGCGCGAUGCCCAUCACCUCCCAGUACUGCGCCCCCGAGGAUGCCUGCAGGCCCGGGAACUUCACCUACCGCAUCCCAGUGAGCGGCCGCACCCCACUGCACCUCAGGCUGACCCUGCAGAUGAACUCCUCUGCCCCCGUGUCCGUGGUGCUGUGCAGCCUGACGGCGGCCGCGGAGCCAUGUGAGGACAGGGGUGUCCCGCAGAGCCCCCGGACGCCCUGGGACACCCAGGGCACCUCCCACCAGUGGCCGCUCACCAUCCUGCCCUCCCGAGAAUUCACCUACCACUUCCGUGUGGCGCCGCAGGGUCAGGCCAACUGCAGCUCGGAGGCCGGGCCGGCUACAGACUACUACUUCCACUUCUACCGCCUGUGCCCCUGAGCGGUGGAGGUGGCCACGCGGGGCCCUGAGCCGGGCCCUCCUCGCGGACGCAGUGUUACACUGGAGCUGGCAGCCGGUGGCUGUGCAGAGCCUCACAGGACCAGAGUCUUCACCCUGGCGCUGCUGCCUGCUGCCACCUCCCCACCCGGGUGGGGCCAACCCCACCACAGCGGCCUCUCGGCCCCACUCAAAGUCCUGCUGGGGCUGGACAGCGACAGCCCAGGGACUCUCCACGAUGUGACUGUUACGCUGGGCCUGGACCCUAAGCUCUAAGUGUGGCCUAGAGGAUGCCUGGACAGCUGGCACCCGUGCCUUAUGCCACCCUCAGCCCACCACAGCCUGAGCCGGGCCGGGAGCCUGGGGCAUCCUGAAGGGAACCCGCCCUUCUGAGCAGAGGAGCAGGCUUCCCUGCCAGCAGUGGGGACAGCUGGGGUGCACGUGCUAAUGCUGCAGUUACUGCCCCGGCGACGACUCUCCAAUGGGGUUGGGCUGGACAGCAUGGGGUGACCCCUGCAAAGAGAGGCCCUGGCACUGCUCCCUCCAGCCCCAAACCCUGGCUUUUCGGCUGUCCCAGGCUGAUGGCACCCACUGGUGGCAGCUCCCUAGCCCAGUGCAGAGGCAGGAGUGGGUCAGAAGUCUGAGUCCCAGUGGUGCCUGGAGCACCCAGCCUUGCUGCACGGUGUCCUGUGCAGUGCCCCACAGGGCAGCCUCUGGUAAAGCCCGUAAGAUGAGAGGCCUUCCGCGGCCCUCAGAGCACUUACCUUGGGGAUGGGGGUGCUGGACCCACCCUCAUCCUGACAGACCCGAGUCCUGUGUGCGGAAGGGGAACUCCUGUCCUGCCCAGCCCUCCAGGGCUUCCCUGCCAGUGCCUUGUAGCUGCCAGGCCCCGCUCCUGGGCAGGACUCUGGGGCUCUCUGUGCUGGGGGCACGGGAGCUUGGACUGGGGCCCUUCAGCCCUGAACUGGAAAGUGAGCCGCCUCUGCCCCUGGGUCCCUUCGGCAGCUCGCACUGCCUGAGGUGUGAACACUGGACCAAAGGUGCCCUAGCCCUGGGUACAGAGGGGUGGGCCCCCUCCCCCUGCCCGUCCUGUGGCGGCAGCUAAACGUCCCCUUGCUUCGGCUGUACACAGGGCUUCCCCAGCGGACCCUGCCCACCCACCCAGCAGCCUGCGCUGCGCCGCCCUCCACUUAUCUCCCACCUUCUUAUAUUUAUCGUGCACCCACUCUGGGCCCGCUUGCUGUCCCCAGGUUGCCUUUUCUUCUGAAGUACAUAUACAUGUAUAAAUAAAUGUCCAACACUGCCUUGUACCCCA
This is a messenger RNA of Heterocephalus glaber (naked mole-rat), 4957 nucleotides long. RefSeq names its product myelin regulatory factor (gene Myrf). Gene Ontology annotation, molecular function: DNA-binding transcription factor activity; sequence-specific DNA binding. The record is from RefSeq and is a predicted model, not a curated record. NCBI's taxonomy places the organism in Eukaryota, Metazoa, Chordata, Mammalia, Rodentia, Bathyergidae. Gene Ontology annotation, cellular component: endoplasmic reticulum membrane; nucleus. Gene Ontology annotation, biological process: protein autoprocessing; positive regulation of DNA-templated transcription; central nervous system myelin maintenance.